AUGCCAGCAAUGCCGGAAGACGGCGGCCGACCCUCGAGCAGCACCGACGCAAAAGGCAGUGUCUUGUCUAUGCUCCUGCAAGAGCUACAGCAGGUCAAAGACCUACAGAAUACCUCUUCAUAUGAGCAAGAAGAUCAUGGCGAGGACGGAUCUCGAACCCGAAAGCGCACCCGCGUCCAGUACGAAGAGCCGUCGCCGACAACGGCCGAAGCAACCAGCACGGUCCUUCCACUUCCGCCCCCACAUGUGUUGGAAGCACUCAUCGAGGCGUAUUUCAACAACUUUAGCCCCUGGAUUCCGAUGAUUCAUCGAGCGAGAUUCGAUAAAAGAAGAGCAGAUGUGCAAGAAAACGAGAAGCUCCUGGUCGUCCUGCGUGCUAUGAUGGUUGCCGCAAUGCGUCAUGUCCCCCGAGACAACGCAGUGGGUCAGUAUUGGACUCAGCAGCAACUCGAAGCUACACGGAGUUGGGUCAUAUCGACUGCCAUGAGCUCAUUGAGCAUAGAGAACUUGCAGGCUUUGACGAUCAUUGCAUUUAAUGAUAUUGGUAACGGAGAAGCUAUGCGUGCAUGGUCAAUUAUCGGUUCUCUGACUCGAACUGUCGAGUAUCUACAGCUCACGGUGGAACGAGAAGACGCAGACCGAGCGCCUCUGUCCAAGUCCCUCUUCUCUCGCUCGCAACAGGUAGAGAGACCUUGGGUCGAAGAUGAGGAGAGACGGAGGGUGUUCUGGAACAUCUUCAACCUGGACAGAUUUUGUUCCAUCACCAUGGGCUGGAAUACUAGCCUCACGAAUAACGACAUCCGUAGGCGCCUGCCUUGCGACAUCUCUCUAUGGUGGCAAGACGAGUUCAUCAAAACGCCUUAUUAUAACAUCUGGGACAAAUCUGAGGGCCGCAUCGGGAAUCCAAUCUCGUUGCUCCCUUCAACCUACGGAGGGAUGGCACAGAGCAUUAGCCCAGGAGAAAGUGCUACCACUUCGGGCGAGAACAUCACACUAUCCCCAGCCGGUGCAGGCAUGGCCAUCAAUAUGUCCACCGUUGGCGCCUUUGCGUAUUCCGUCGAAGCUACGGAGUCUCUCAGCCAAGUGACAACGUACUUUCUACAGCAGAAGUUUGACAUACGGGAUCAGCGCGAGAUAGAGAGCUGGCUCGUUCGGUUCAAAGAGCUCGACCUUCGACUGAUACACUGGAAAAUGUUCUUGCCACAGAAGUGGAAGCCCGACAUGGCAAGGCAGGCCGUCCACACAUCCAUGGACCCAAACCUGACCCUAGCACAUAUUACGCAUAACACAUCAAUCAUCCUCUUGCAUCAACCAAUCGCCUUUCCUCCGAAGGAAUGGUCUUUUAGAGGGCGACUACCGAGCACAUCCAGCGCCGAGACCUGUUAUGCUGCGGCGAUUGAGGUGGCUUCCAUUACUGCAAACUACCUCAGGACAUCCUCGCUUCCGGUCGCCAACCAGUUUGCCUUCUGCUGCUUUAUCUCUGCGCGACUGCUCUUAAUCCACUGCAAGUACUACAGGGCUGCAGCUGAAGACCCUCCACCUGAGUUCAACUCCUUGCUCGAAAGCCUGGACGAGAUUUCACGGUCGUGGGCCGGGUUUGACGAGACCAAGGAGUACACAUUGGCCGCCAAAUAUGCCGAACGACUGCGAGCCCUGCAAAAGAAGGCGUCUCAGGUGACCCAUUUCCAGAUCGAUCCUUCGGACUACACCGUAGAGAUCUCUCACGACAGCCCAUCCCAAGCCCGCUCGGAACCUUCGCCAGCCACGGCCGGCCAGAGCUUCCAAAGGCCCGAAAUGCGCACAAGCCCAGCCGAGACGUCGCCCUCGAAGACGACAGUACCUGAAGCUCCCAUUUCGCACUCUGCACAGAUGUACUUUGAUACCAAUCGGGCGUUCCAAGCUCCCAAUCAGGGCGCGGAGAUGCAAGAUAUGAGCUCGAUUUCUCAGCUAUUUCUCGAUCAGAGCUUUGUAGACGUUGAUAGGAUCAUCAGCCUCGACGAUGGAAUUUUCGAUACUGGAUACGACGGCUCCUUCUCAUAUGGCUGA
This is a messenger RNA of Thyridium curvatum, 2046 nucleotides long. RefSeq lists its product as uncharacterized. The transcript is spliced from 3 exons. Lineage: Eukaryota; Fungi; Ascomycota; Sordariomycetes; Thyridiales; Thyridiaceae. The record is from RefSeq and is a predicted model, not a curated record. Gene Ontology annotation, biological process: DNA-templated transcription. Gene Ontology annotation, molecular function: zinc ion binding; DNA binding. Gene Ontology annotation, cellular component: nucleus. The coding region runs from base 1 to 2046 and encodes 681 amino acids.